AAACAACUUGAGGACUCGGUCUUGCUUGCGAUGGUCCCCCGCUUCAUUGCGGUAUGGGUACGGGUCGCUCGUACCUGUUAUACGGGCAUGUUGGGCAUCCCUAAAUGAGGUCGUGUCCUUUGAAAAACUCAUAAAGCCUUCGGAGAGCCACUAGCCUUACGUUCAUCGAAAAUGUCUCGUUGGUCGCAGCAUGCUGAGGAUUCGCGUCGCCUCCCGGAAGGCUUUCAAAGGAUAGGGUAUGAUGCAGAUACGAUGCAGUAUACAUUUACGGACACACAUGGGAAGUUGUACCGGAGUGCGCCUGGGGAGGAGUAUGGUACAUUGACGCCCGUGGCUGCUUCGACGGAUAGACCUGGAGCCUUUUCUGACGGAGAGAAUCCGAAGGCAAACAACUCAUCUACCAGUGGGCCCGCUCCGAAAUUGACAUUCAGCGACUUCCUCCCUACGUCUGCUAUGACGUCCGCCUCGUCAUCCCCAGACCAGAAUUUACCGGCACCCUCGCAGAGGUAUUUUAAUGGAGCGGUGCAGAAUGCUCUGCCGAAAAUAUGGGGUGUCAUACAGAACCUUCAUCGAACGUCUGCGUAUACCAAGGAGUCCGCCUCGGCAGAUCACACUCAGGCUUCUUCUCCUCAUGAUGGUGGCAAGAGUUCGACCCCGAAUAUGUCCAAUACAGCUGACGCCAGCCCGGCGAGUAUUGUUAGGGUUGAUAAAUCGAAGAGUUCUGGCAGUGAACCCAAGGCUUAGAAGCUCGCUAGUCGAUCCUUCUUAGCUGUACGGAUAUUUGGUUGUUGG
Molecule: messenger RNA, 792 nt
Organism: Desarmillaria tabescens
Lineage: Eukaryota; Fungi; Basidiomycota; Agaricomycetes; Agaricales; Physalacriaceae
Exons: 3
Coding region: 172-744 (190 amino acids)
Source: RefSeq, a predicted model, not a curated record